This is a messenger RNA of Acanthocheilonema viteae, 384 nucleotides long. The record is from the annotation of a GenBank genome assembly. NCBI's taxonomy places the organism in Eukaryota, Metazoa, Nematoda, Chromadorea, Rhabditida, Onchocercidae.
AUGUUGUGGCGGUAUUGUACGACAAUUGAUGGACAUCAAAAAUUGUCCCAUCAGAAUUUGCUCCUACUGCUAAUUGCUAAUAUUCCGAUUUUUACUUGGGCUACCACCGAAUGGUUUGGCGAUCCAAGAGCAUACAUGAAUCCAGCUCGAUCACCACCAUUUUAUGAUGUUAUUUACGAUAUUGCUGAAUGUCCGGAUGGACUUGAAAGUGAAGCGAUACCAGAAUAUGCAUAUUUCGGGCCAAUGAUUGCAUCUAUGGAUGUAUUAAAGCAUACUGAAUGUUUGGACAAAUGUAUCAAACAUUCAAAAUGUGUUGCGGUCAAUUUCUUCGCACCUAUGACAUUUCAGGCAGGAUACAUAAAUGAAUUAUUAUUCCAGUUUUAA